CCCAGAGAGGCACUUGAGACAUCCAGAUGUUGCGUUCGAGGCACCGAGACAAGUCAGGAGGAGAACGACCGCUCAGAGAGACGCUCACACACACGGACGAGUGGCAGCGAUGGGAGCUGGCAGCCUGGAGUGAAGAAGACGAAGAGGAAGAAGAAGACGAGGAAGAGGAAGAGGAAGAGGAGAGAGGUUGUUUUUCUAUCCGGGAGGAGGAAGAGGAGACUUGGAGGAGGAAACUAACUGCGCACUUUUGGAGGUUUAAACCCGGGUGAGAUGUUUGGGUUUCUCCGCCGGGCUGGAGUCAAAUAGUCUGUGUGAGGCUCGAGCUGACGUUUAAACUUUUUUUUAUUUUUAUUAACAAUUCAACAACCGUGUGUUUGUGGACAACGAGCGGACGCGCCAUGGCUCCUCUCCACUGGCUCCUGUGCGCCGGGGUGUUGUGGACAAUGUGCGCCGCCUCGUACCUCGGACCGCUGCAUCCGGAGAUGUCCAACGGCACCUUCCAUCACUACUUCGUGCCGGACGGCGACUACGAGGAGAACGACGACCCGGAGAAGUGCCAGAUGCUGUUCAAGAUGACCGACGAGCGCAAGUGCGGCGUCGACGAGGACCAGGACGCGAUGAUCCGCGACGACUUCACCAUCGUGAAGCGGCAGAUCGAGGACGCGGCGCGGGUGCUGGAGGGCAUCGGGAAGAGCAUCUCCUACGACCUGGACGGGGAGGACAGCUACGGGAAGUACCUGCGCAGGGAGACGGCGCAGAUCGGCGAGGCGUUCACGAACUCCGAGAAGUCUCUGCUGGAGCUGGAGGUGAAGUUCAAGCAGAGCCAGGAGAGCGAGCUGCGCGAGGAGCACCGGCUCAACGACGACUUCCUCAGCAUGAUGGUGCACACGCGCGACGUGCUGAAGGACACGCUGGACGUCUCGCUGGGGCUGAGGGACAAACACGAGCUGCUGUCCCUGAUCAUCCGCAGCCACGGGACGAGACUGAGCAGACUGAAGAACGAGUACAUGAAGUUCUGAAGAAAGUCGAAAAAUACUUUAUGGUAGUUUAUUUUAAAGGUCCUUUCUCAAAUAGCUAAAUUGUGUUGGCCCGGAUUUGGCCCAAGCUGUCCCCGAUCAUCCGCAGCCAUGGCACGAGAUCGAUCAGACCGAAGAAUGAGUACAUGAAGUUCUGAAGUCAACUAAAAUACAUUAUCGUAGUUUAUUUUAAAGGUCCUUUAUCAAAUAGCUAAAUUCUGUUGGCCCGGAUUUGGCCCACGCUGUCCCUGACCAUCCUUAGCCACGGGACGAGACUAAGUAGCCCAUAGAACGAGAACAUGAAGUUCUGAAAGAGUUUCCUAGCAUAGUUUAUCGUAGUUUAUUUUACACAUCAGUUCCGUCAGAGUAAAAUAGUUUGGGCGCAGUUGUGGCCCACGCUGUCGCCGAUCAUCCGCAGCCACGGCACGAGAUCGAUCAGAUCGAAGAACGAGAACAUGAAGUUCUGAAAGAGUUUCCUAGCAUAGUUUAUCGUAGUUUAUUUUACACAUCAGUUCCGUCAGAGUAAAAUAGUUUUGGUCCAGUUGUGGCCCACGCUGUCGCCGAUCAUCAGCAGCCACGGCACGAGACCGAAGAACGAGUACAUGAAGUUCUGAAGUCUCCUAACAUACUUUAUCGUAGUUUAUAGUACAGGUUCUUUCUCAAAUAGCAAAAUUGUGUUGGCCCGGAUUUGGCCAACGUUGUCCCCAAUCAUCCGCACCCAUGCCAUGAGAACGACAACUUGAAGUUCUGAAUAAAGUUUCCUAACAAACUUUAUCGUAGUUUAUAUUACAUAUCAAUUCCCUAUGAGUAAAAUUGUUUUGGCCCGGAUGUGGCUAACACUGUCCCUGAUCAUCCUCAGCCACGGCUUUAUCGUAGUUUAUUUUAAAGGUCCUUUCCCUUAGUGCAACAUAGUUUUGGCCCAGAUUUGGCCCACGCUGUCAUCUGGCACACACAUGCGUGGAAUGAUGGCACUUGGGCGGUCUGCUCCUGUUUGCCAGAUCUUGGCCACAAGCGAGCCAUAGCGUCAACCAAGGAUGGCCCAAAUUAGUUGUGUUCUAUUUGGGCCGUAUUCACCUUUCAUAGUCAGAACACAUGUUGCCUAGAUCACCGGGUGUUAGCGAGACAAAGCCCAUAUUUGUUUUGGUAUAUUUUGGCCACAUUUGUUGUUUUAUGGUUGCACUUUAGGCUCACUUUCAUUUUGUUCAGGCUACAAGAAGUCCAGAAGUGCCGCAUUAUUGCCUAAAGUGGCCUAAAUCCGUGAGCUAUUUCCUUUAAUACUUUAUAAAUGUAUAUUUUCCAGAUAUCUGGAAAGAGUUAUGCAGUUUUGUACCAGUUCCAGGAAAACAAGAGAGUUACAGGAGCUUUAUUUUAGUCUGUUCUAUUGUGUUGAGCUUACUAUUGACUUCCAGAUGAAUUUCCAUGCAAAAGUAAUAUAAUGAUUUAUUAAAUGGCAGGGCUCUUUCCAGGAAAGUUCUUAGGAGAUCAUUUGGAAAUAAACUGGGAUUUACGCCUGUGAAAUUAAACCUCACUCUAUUUCAUUUUUUUCUAUUCUAAGUUUUAUGGUUGAAUGAGACCGUUUGGUGGAGGCAAGGGUGAAAACUAAUAUCAGGGAUUUAAAGUCAAAGCUUAAAAUGUCAGUUCACCUAAAGAACAGGUCGAUGGCUGGGGGUUGUUUGGACUCUCCGUGUUGGAAAUCCGACUUCAGGGGUCAUUCCAGUUAAAAUGUCCCACUGGGAACUCUGAAAGAUUGACUUCCCAAUUCAAAUGGAACGCACUAUUAGUAACUCACACUUUGACAGCUGUUUAACAUAGGGGGGGAAAUACUAUACUUGGGGGGGGGGUUGUGCGGCAGCAACUGACACACGAAACAUAGCGGGAAGAAUAGAUUCCAGUAAAUGUCAGCAAAUUUCUAAACGUAAAUGAGUCAUUUAAGAAACUGAAAUACAUCAUGAAUAACUUCAAACUGAUAUUAAACUUGCUGUGUGUGCAACACAGCAGAAACAUAUCUCAGAAUUUGAAGUUAUCUGCAAUGAAGGAAAAUUCCUUAAUCAAGACUUGAAAGACUCUUAUCUGGCUACAAAAGGCAUUUGCAAAACUGUGAUAUCUGCUAAAAAUAGGGUUUGACUAACUUCUGACUUCCACACAUAUCCCACAACACAAGUUCAUGAAAUAUAACGAGUACAUUAGCAUUUGAAGAAAGGCUGAUAUUUAAUGUCUGUUUGGAGAAGGGGCUGUUUUCACUUUUUUUCACUUCAAAAAUCAACAAACUAUGUAUUUACCCAGAUUUCGAGAGGGAUCCGCUUCCAAAGCUGGAUUAGCAACCAGGCAGCCGGGUUCAAUCAACUUUCCCACAACAGAUUUUUCCACCAUACGAGGAGUAUUGCUUUCUGGUCAUAUAAUGAAGCCCCAUGUAUAGUCUUCUUUAUAGCCUGAUUGGAAAACAGGGGCCCCAGUGUAUACAUGCUGAGUGCAUGAGCUAAUUCUAGCCUAUGGCCCUCUGAGAGUUUAAUAUGUCUGUGCUGAGCCAGAACAAUGAAGGUGAAUUGCGUUUUGUUUGUUGUGCCCUCAGCAUUAAAUAAUUACAUGGCAAAAAUGAAUCCUUUCUGUCCAGAAACAAACUGCAAAAUAUCGAAUAAAGACAACUAAACAGCAUAUAGAGAAAACAAGCCCAGCUCAAGGUUCCCCAACGAUACAUUUCUGAAGUUUUGAGGUGUUGUUGUGAAGAGAUCUGACAAGUUUAUAUGUUAUAUUAUUUUAUUAUAUUAUUUUUAUGAUGUGAGUGAGAAAUCUCAGAGGGAUAUCUCAGAAUCUAGUAAAUUCAAACGGUCAGAAAACAGUUUAUUGAGUGAACUGACCCUUUAAAAGAGUCUGAACAGUAUAUAACAUACUUUCUUUCAACAUUACAGUAAAAACAAAUAUAUCAUGUGACAGUGUAUAGAGACCAUUGUGACUUGUGGCCAGUGUCAGUAAUAAUAACACACCCUACAAACCAUAAACACACACAGUGGUGGUUACAUCACCACACUAAACCUGGCUGGAAACAAAUGAGAUUCACAUUUCCCCAGAAUGUAAAAGAAAGCUGUCAUGUUUGUUAAAUGUCAUCCUUAACAAUGGUAAUUUUUUUGCAUUGAAUUCAUCUGUCACAGGUUUGUGUAUGUGUGUGUGUGUGUCUGUGUGUGUAUGUGUGUGUAAGUGCAAAAAACAAUGGCAUUAUGAGUCAGCCAAUCAAAAAGGUUAAAAAACAGGGUGAUGUUUGCAGAGAUUUCUUUGAUUCACCGGAGGACGACGUCAUGUUUUGGACACUUCGGGCAGUUUAUGUGUCAGUGUCUAUAUUCUAUACUGAAUAAUAUGUGUUUAUGUUUUAAUUCUGACCCCAGACGUUAAAUAUACUAUCUUUGGAAAACUCCUCAUAUAGAAGCUGAGUUACAGCUCCUCACAUGAGCAACUAUUAAUCGCUGAUCCUCCACAUGAAUGUUUCAGAAGUGAUAAAAGACUGUUUACAAGUGGACACCUAUCUGUUUUUUAGUUUUUUUGCUAUUAAGGUGCUAAAAGGUUGAGACGGGAUUUAAAAUGCAAGGCCUUUACUUUACUGUGCUGUGCAGGCAGUGUAAUCUUGUCAAAUGUACAGUGUGUUAUUAGAAGUAAGUAAAUACUGUGAGUGCCAAUAUCUUUAUUACAGAACACCUUGAUAUGUAUUCAUUGUUUAUAUAAAGUUUUGAAAUAGAGCAGCGUAUAUCUAUUCUUGUUGACCUAAGAUGUGUGAUGGGUAAGACUGCAGGCAGCACUCGAGGACGUCAGUGUUAAACACUAAUCUGUGUGACGGCAGUCGGAGCAGAUUGUGUUGUGUCAAAUAAAGAGGUUUGUGUUUCAA
Molecule: messenger RNA, 4887 nt
Organism: Hippoglossus stenolepis (Pacific halibut)
Lineage: Eukaryota; Metazoa; Chordata; Actinopteri; Pleuronectiformes; Pleuronectidae
Gene: fibinb
Product: fin bud initiation factor b
Exons: 1
Coding region: 399-1019 (206 amino acids)
Source: RefSeq, a predicted model, not a curated record